CCUCCUUUAGUGAGAAUUAAUACUGACUGCAGCGACACAAGCCAGGCCUCUGUUGUCAAUUACAAUGGAGUUUAUUUCUAAUUUUGCUCCCAGCAAUUUGCUCAGAUCUGUCUCAUCUGUGGGAUCAGAAAUAACACGUCGAGUUAAAACAGUCUCUGCACCACCUCAGAGGCCUUUCCGUGUUUGUAGCCAUGAUCGGACUGUACGUAAAGGAGUGACAGCUGGAACCCUAAGGGAGCUCAUUGCUAAGGCUAUGGACACACUCUUUCUGACUGGCAUUGUGUCUUUGGUUCUGGAGGAAGAUGGGACACUGCUAGACACAGAUGACUUUUUUGACAUGUUAGAGGAUGGAUCAGUCAUCAUGGUGUUGGAGAAGGGACAAAAAUGGAAUCCAGCAAAGGGCACCUUGUCUUACUCCCUGCAGCAGGAAAAGCCUAAAAACAGCCGUGACAUUGCAAGGAUCACGUUUGAUAUAUACAAGCUCAAUCCACGAGAUCUGUUUGGGAGUCUGAACAUAAAGGCUACAUUCUAUGGCCUUUAUUCUAUGAGCUGUGAUUUCCAGUGUCUCGGCCCAAAGAAAGUAAUCAGGGAGCUCCUGAGGAUUUUAUCUUCAACGCUCCAAGGACUAGGUCGAAUGUUGCUCUCAGCGUCUGGUGUCCUGAGGCACCUCCUGGAGGGAAGCGAACAAUGGAGUAAUGGCCGCAUCUGCGAGUAUGAGGGCUGACAGAUCUCUUUGUAUACUUUAGCCUGGUGUAUCCCAUGCACAUUGGGUAGAUGACACUGAUAUACAAUUCAGUUCAAUUGUUUUAUAAAAUUGAAAAAAAGAUUUUGCAUUUGCUUAAAGGGGCAGUACAUUUGAACAAUUUUCAUCAUGCAUAUACAGUAAAAUAACGUAUACAUUUCUGUUUUGAAUGUCAAUUUUGAAGCUAACAGGAAGUGCAUGUCUGUGAGACCUUAAGGACUGACUGCUCAUUGGCUGAUAACCAAAACUCCCACUGCAUUAUUGGUGGUGACACUUUUCACAAACAUAAUGAUAAAAAAUUGCUUUUUUUAAAAGCUCUGAUACAUUUUAAAAUGCCCUCUUUUAGAUACAAUUACUUACAUGUCCUUCUAGCAUGGGAAAGUCAAUUUAUUGGGUGUUUUAAACAUAAUAACUGCCUUAAAGGGACAUGAAACCCCAAUUUUUCUUUUAUUAAUUAGAAAGAGUGUGAAAUUUUAAACAAUAUUCUAAUUUACUUCUAUUAUUUAAUUUGUUUCAUUCUCUUGAUAUUCUUUGCUGAAAAGCAUAUCUAGAUAGGCUCAGUAGCUGCUGAUUGGUGCGUGCACAUAGAUGCCUCGUUUGAUUGGCUCACCCAUAUGCAUUGCUAUUUCUUCAACAAAGGAUAUCUAAAAAAUAAAACAAUUUAGAUAAUAGAAGUAAAUUUGAAUGUUGUUUAAAAUUGUAUUCUCUAACUGAACCAUGAAAGAAAAAUUUGGGAUUUAGUGGCCCUUUAAGCUGUACUUGCUGAUAGAUGUACAAAACAAAGAUCUGAUAGCAGUAUUUCUAACUAGUAAGAUAUUUCCCAGUAGUUUUUAUCCAUUAUAUUUACACAUACAAUUCUAGUCAUUUUUAUCAUUUAUUUGUAGAAUGCCAACAGAUUCCACAAGAGUACAGCAUGGCUGUUAAUUUUACAGCUUAUUUCAAGAAAAAAUUAAAUUAUUACCGAUUUUUCUUCUAUUCUCAGAUUACUAUAUGUGCGUAUGUAUCCUCUUCAAAGUAAGAAAAACAUUAUUGUAAAUACAUAAAAAUGGAAUUAUAGAA
Messenger RNA from Bombina bombina (fire-bellied toad), 1801 nucleotides. It is a transcript of the gene CIDEB, whose product is annotated as cell death inducing DFFA like effector b. Gene Ontology annotation, biological process: regulation of apoptotic process; apoptotic process. The coding region runs from base 65 to 724 and encodes 219 amino acids. The record is from RefSeq and is a predicted model, not a curated record. Lineage: Eukaryota; Metazoa; Chordata; Amphibia; Anura; Bombinatoridae. The transcript is spliced from 5 exons.